Messenger RNA from Chiroxiphia lanceolata (lance-tailed manakin), 2102 nucleotides. RefSeq names its product proteasome assembly chaperone 1 (gene PSMG1). Gene Ontology annotation, molecular function: proteasome binding. NCBI's taxonomy places the organism in Eukaryota, Metazoa, Chordata, Aves, Passeriformes, Pipridae. The coding region runs from base 48 to 881 and encodes 277 amino acids. The transcript is spliced from 7 exons. Gene Ontology annotation, biological process: proteasome core complex assembly. The record is from RefSeq and is a predicted model, not a curated record. Gene Ontology annotation, cellular component: endoplasmic reticulum.
UCUGUCCCGGCCCGCCCCGGGCGGGGCCGCGCAGGCGCGGGGCGGCCAUGGCGACCUUCUUCGGGGAGGUGGUGGUGGCCCCGUCCCGGGCCGGGCUGGACGAGGAGGAGGAGGAGCGGGAGGAGACCCCCGAGGACCGCGAGAUCCGCAGGGAGCUGGAAAAGAAAAGGGAGAUCGAGGUGCUGUGGAGCGGGCUGGCCCAGGGGCCCUUGGCGUGCUCCAGGUUCGUCGUGGCCAUCGGGCGGAACGCGGCAGCUUUCCUGUCCUCUUUUAUUCUGGAUUCUGUGUGCUGGGAAGUGGUUGGAGUUGUGAAGCUGUGGAAUGAGUGGUGUCGGACAUCCAGCACCACAAAUGUCCUCCCCACAGAUUCUUUCUGUUUGUUCUACAGAUUAAUAUCAGACCCCACAGUUUUACUGUGCCAAUGUAGUUGCUACGUGGCUGAGGAUCAACAGUUCCAGUGGCUUGAGAAGGUUUUUGGCUCCAUGCAAAAGGAAGGUUUGCAGGUAACCAUCCUUUCAACGUGCCCCGUGGCUGAUUAUAAAACUCAGGAAUCCACUUUAACGCUUGCAUCCCCGUUCCUGAAAGCCUUGAAGACCAAAGAAUUCCAGGAGCAGGUUUGCUGCCCACUGCUGGAACAGCCCAACAUUGUGAGGGAUCUUCCUGCUGCUGUUUUGAGUUACUGCCAGGUCUGGCAGAUCCCUGCAGUGCUGUACCAGUGCUACACUGAUGUCAUCAAACUGGACACGGUGACAAUUGAAGCCUUCAAGCCUCUGCUUUCUUCUAAAGUCCUCAAGAGUUUAGUCAAGGAUGCAUCUGAAAGCACAAAGAUGUUGAAGAAGUUCCUGACAGCCACUGAAAGUCACAAUAAUAUCUAUAUUUAACAAGGACAUUUGUGCCCCAGGCUGCACUUUUGGAAACUCCAGUUUCUUCUGCAGAAGACUUUUGGGAAUUUUAAUUAUUUUUUUUUUUCUUUAAAAGUAGAAUAAAUUCCAGGAGGGUUUUACUUCUCCACUCAUUUUUUGUUGCUUUCAGCUUCAUCAGUGCAAACACAUGGAUUCCUUCUGCUUGGCUUGGGAGACUUUCUUCUGGAGUGACUUUAGGAAAGCAGCUUGUUGUUCUCCUCCUGAAGGGAUUAUCUUACCUAAAUAUAAAUAAAAAAUUACAUAUGAACUCCUUUUAUAUGGAAAAGAGGACAUGCAGUUAAGGGAUCCUGUCUAUAUCUAACAAGAACACAUAUUUUUAACUUUAUUUUCAGUCACAGAGUAUUUUUUAAUAUCUGAUGCUCUUUAAAGGUUUGGCUGUGAUGAAGGUACACUCUGUGCCCUUUUACAUCCAUAAAUAUAUAUAAUUUUGUUUGUCUGUCUGCACAUACUUUUUUAAUGUAUGUGUUGAUACAAAAUACAGUAAGUAAAGUAUGGAAAAUGCCUUUUAAAGACUGAAAUAACCUGGUGAAAGGGGCUUGCAGGAUCACAAGCUGCUUCAGCUGGACUUGCCAGGACAAUUAUCCAUUUUAAAACUCCAAACUUUUGGCAGCAGUAGGAAUAGUACAAGAUCUCCAAUGCAGAGCUUGUGAUUUUUAGAGGAAAGCAAAAGUUCAGGUUUUAAAGUGUCUCAGAAAAUUCUCUGGAAGUUGGUAGGAAUUUCUGCAGUUUAUUUAAAAUAUUUACUAGGAUUGAGGUGCAGUUCUGGGUUGUUUAUGCUCUGUUUAAUUUAGCAUUUUGUUUAAGGAAAUGGCAUUAAAAGUGGUGUUUGUGUUUCUCCCAAGGGAAUUCUGUUCUCUGAGGCUCAGUUCCUUGAAAUUGCUGUUCAUGUUAUUGCAGAGAAGCAAGAAAAUGUUGCUUCAAGUGCUGCUGGAUUUUGGAACAAAGCCUGAAGUGCAGGCCAUGGUUCCUUCUGUGAUUUUUUGGGGUUUUUUUCCCACUUCUGUCCAUCAUUAUAAUCCAAAAAAACGGUUUCUUUGAGUGAGCUGAGGAUUCUCUUGCUCUGAAAGCUGCACGUUGGCUGCAUUUCCUUACUUGUACCUGUUUGAUUUAUAACAAAUAAGGUAGAUAACAAAAAAUAUCUUUAAUAAUAAAACUGCAGGCUCUCAUAGGAACUGUGAA